AUGGGGCAGUCUGCAAUUGAGACUUUUCCAAAUGCUAAGAGCUUGAUCUUCACUGGUAAAAGUUCCAAUUUUUGGAUUAGGACAAAGCUUACUGCUUUAAAGAAACGUCUAAUGAGUUUCUCGGGCCAGAAAAUCUGCUUUCGUCUCAAAAGCUGUACCAAUGUUUUGAAUAUCUUCAAACAAUGUGAUGUUAAUUACAUUAGUAUUGGGUCUGGAACAAAUAUCCAAAAUAAUUCCCUUGUUCAUGUUGCAAAAUCUAACUUAAGUGGGAAGGUUUUACCAACCAUUGUUGGAAGUAAUGUUACUGUGGGUCAUAGUGCUGUUUUACAUGGAUGUACCAUUGAGGAUGAAGCAUUUGUUUGUAUGGGGGCUAUCCUAUUAGAUGGAGUUUAUGUUGAGAAGCAUGCCAUGGUUGCUGCUGGAGCUCUUGUGAGGCAGAAUACUAGGAUCCCAUGUGGAGAGGUUUGGGGAGGUAACCCAGCCAAGUUCCUAAGGAAACUAACAGAAGAAGAGAUGGCCUUCAUUUCUCAGUCAGCCCUAAAGUAUUCCAAAUUGACCCAAGUUCAUGCAGCAGAAAAUACAGAGAGCUUUGAUGAAAUUGAAUUUCAGUGCAAGAAAUUUGCUCGCCGCAAUGAGGAAUAUGAUUCAGUGCUUGGGGUUGUUCGUGAGACACCUCCUGAGCUUAUCCUUCCUAAUAACAUUAUUCCUGAUAAAGUGCCAAAAACUGCUUAG
Molecule: messenger RNA, 732 nt
Organism: Durio zibethinus
Lineage: Eukaryota; Viridiplantae; Streptophyta; Magnoliopsida; Malvales; Malvaceae
Source: RefSeq, a predicted model, not a curated record